This is a messenger RNA of Lepidothrix coronata (blue-crowned manakin), 3236 nucleotides long. RefSeq names its product toll like receptor 2 (gene TLR2). Gene Ontology annotation, molecular function: protein binding; transmembrane signaling receptor activity; triacyl lipopeptide binding. Bases 426 to 2861 code for a protein of 811 amino acids. Gene Ontology annotation, biological process: inflammatory response; toll-like receptor signaling pathway; immune response. Lineage: Eukaryota; Metazoa; Chordata; Aves; Passeriformes; Pipridae. Gene Ontology annotation, cellular component: membrane. The transcript has 5 exons. The record is from RefSeq and is a predicted model, not a curated record.
GGAAGUCAUGGCCUUCACAGCACCCCAAAUUCCUGCAGAGCUGUCACUGCCAUCCUGCCAGGUGCAAACUUCAUGGUGUUAAGUGUUGAAGGAAUAUGGCCUGAACUGAUCAAAGUUUGAAAAGGAAUACCUGAAGCCCUGCAAGUCAUAUUAAAGCACAGGCACCACCAGUACAUGUCAAGGCUCUGCUUCCAGGACUGUGAAAGGACGCCAAGCCAUUCUGCUUUCAAUUACGUGAAUAUUAUACCUCCUGCUCCAAAGACUGGAGUCACAGAUUUGACUUUUGGCUUUUCCUUGGUAUCCAUUUCCGGUGAGGAUUAGGGUAAAAGAACCCCAGGUUCAGUCUGCCUGGCACCGCUGCAACCAAGCUGACACACUGACAAUCCUGGUUACCAGGGGGAUGAGGUGACCGUUCAGAUGCCAGAAUGCAUGAUCGGCACAUGAGGAGAAUAAAGUACAGCACACAGUACACAAGCAAAAUGUCCAAACAAAAAAAAAACAAAUCAGGAACUACACACAGCUGGCAAGUGUGGGCCAUCUACAUGCUCUUAGCUGCAAACCUCUCUGAACAGCAAGCGCUGAAGCAGGCUUGUCCUUCAUGCAGUGAUGCUCAGCUUUGCAACUGCUCUUCCAUGGGCUUGGACUUCAUUCCCCCAGGGCUCACCGCCAAAAUCACAAUGUUAAACCUGGCCCACAACAGGAUAAAGCACAUCCGAUCCCAGGACCUGCAGCAGGCUGUGAACCUGAGAGCCCUGCUGCUGCAAUCCAACAAAAUCAGCUCCAUAGAUGAAGACUCGUUUCAGUCCCUGGCGAAACUGGAGCUCUUGGACUUAUCAAAUAACAGCUUGGCUCACUUGUCCCCUGUGUGGUUUGGGCACCUUUUUUCGCUCCAGCACCUCCACCUUCAAGGCAAUUUCUACAGAGACCUGGGAGAAAGCUCUCCCUUUUCUGGUCUGAGGAACCUGAGCUCUCUCCGCCUGGGCAACCCACAGUUCUCUGUGAUAAGGCAAGGGAACUUUGAGGGCAUUGAGCUUCUCAGCAAGUUGUGGAUUGAUGGUGGUAACCUCAGUCAGUAUGAGCAGGGAAGUUUGAAAUUGAUUAAGAAGAUAAAUCACAUGGUCAUAAACCUAAGAAAUAUUAAUAUAUUCUCAGAAAUUGUUAGGGACCUUCUGCACUCUGUGACUUGGCUAGAAGUGAGAGAAAUCAAAUUAGCAGUUGAAACAAAAAGCUUGGUGCAGAACUCUACGCGCCCUUUUAGGAUGCAAAAACUUACGUGUAAAGAUGCUUUCUUCACAGACCAGUCUAUUAGCCGAUUCUUGGUAUUAUUGAAGGAAAUCACCUCUUUACGAGAGUUAGAGGCAAUAGAUUGUGUGCUUGAUGGGAGGGGUAUAUGGGACACUAAAGAAAUUGCAAGCAGUGGGCAAAGUUUUGUUGAAACAAUAUCAAUAAUAAAUGUAAUGAUUCAGAAAUUUCAUCUGUUUAUUGACCUAGAAGGUAUGGAGUCACAAAUAAACAAACUGAAAAGACUCACUAUUGCAAGCUCUAAAGUUUUCAUGGUACCAUGCAAGCUUGCAAGAAAUUUUUCAUCUCUUAUAUAUCUAGACUUCAAUGAUAAUUUGCUUGUAAAUAAUCGUUUAGAUGAGACAAUGUGCAAAGAUGCCUGGCCUUCACUGCAAACAUUAAAUCUAAGUCAAAACUCUCUAAAAUCUCUGAAACAGACUGCAAAAUAUAUAUCUCGUCUACCCAAACUGAAUAAUCUUGACAUUAGCCAAAAUAAUUUUGGUGAGAUUCCAGAUGCAUGUGAAUGGCCAAAAAACCUGAAAUAUUUAAACCUCUCCAGCACUCAAAUUCCUGAAGUAACGACCUGCAUUCCCCCAACGCUGGAAGUUUUGGAUGUUAGUGCUAACAACCUGAAGGAGUUUGGACUGCAGCUCCCAUUUCUGAAAGAGCUGUACCUCACAAAAAACCAGCUGAAGACCCUGCCUGGUGCUGCACCCAUUCCAAACUUAGUGGUCAUGUCAGUCAGGAGAAACAAGCUCAACAGUUUCUCCAAGGAAGAGUUUGAGUCCUUCAAGAGAAUGGAGCUGCUGGAUGCCAGCGACAACAACUUCAUCUGCUCCUGUGAAUUCCUCUCCUUCAUCCACCACCAGGCUGGGAUAUCCCAGGUGCUGGUGGGGUGGCCAGACAAGUACGUCUGCGACUCUCCGCUGGCGGUGAGAGGGGCCCAGGUUGGAGCUGUACACCUCUCCCUGAUGGAGUGCCACAGGUCCCUCGUGGUGUCAUCGAUCUGCAUCCUGGUGUUCCUGGUCAUCCUCAUCCUUGUAGCUGUUGGCUACAAGUACCACGCGGUCUGGUACCUGAGGAUGACCUGGGCGUGGCUCCAAGCCAAGCGGAAGCCCAAGCGAGCCCCGCCAAAGGACAUCUGCUAUGACGCUUUUGUCUCCUACAGUGAGAACGACUCCAACUGGGUGGAAAACAUAAUGGUGCGGGAGCUGGAGCAGGCCUGCCCUCCCUUUCGCCUCUGCCUCCAUAAGCGGGACUUUGUGCCCGGGAAGUGGAUAGUGGACAACAUCAUUGACUCCAUUGAGAAGAGCCACAAAACGCUCUUUGUGCUGUCUGAGCACUUUGUGCAGAGCGAGUGGUGCAAAUACGAGCUGGACUUCUCACAUUUCCGCCUCUUUGAUGAGAACAACGAUGCGGUGAUUCUUGUCCUCCUGGAGCCCAUCCAGAGCAAAACGAUUCCCAAGAGGUUCUGCAAGCUGAGGAAGAUCAUGAACACAAAGACCUACCUGGAGUGGCCUCUUGAAGAAGAGCAGCAGCAGAUGUUUUGGGCAAACCUGAAAAGAGCCUUGAAGUCGUAGAAGAACUCAGCAGCUCCCAUUUCAAUGUAUGUCUGCAAAAGGCUCUAUGUCAGUGUUUCUUCUUGCUAAGAAUUUUUUUUUCUUAUUUUUCUCUCAAAAUACAGCUGGCUUUGUUGUGUGUAGAAAUAAUUGUCAUGUUACUCACUGAAAAAGGACCGCUUUUUGCUUUCCAGUAAUCUGAUUCUCUGGUCUUUCAAAAUCUCUGCCAAUAACUAUAAUAUUUGGAAGCUAUAUUGGACUAUAUAUACUUUUCUGAACACAAUUAGCUGAGUGUAUGGUAUUUCUGUACUUUUUUCUGCUCUUACCACUAUUCCCAACUCGUCUCUAACAAUGCCACUGCAAUUUACAAUUUAAAUUAAAAGCCAAGGACUUCAA